Phaedon cochleariae (mustard beetle) is the source of this 5178-nucleotide messenger RNA. The record is from the annotation of a GenBank genome assembly. NCBI's taxonomy places the organism in Eukaryota, Metazoa, Arthropoda, Insecta, Coleoptera, Chrysomelidae.
AUGAGUACUCCAGAGGAAAUCAAAGCAGAAUAUACUUCUAGCUUGGCUGACCUGACAUUCAACAGCAAACCCCUCAUAAAUGUACUCACUAUGCUGGCUGACGAAAAUUCACCAAAUGCCAAAGUUAUUGUUGAAGCUAUUGAAACACAUCUGUCAAAGGUUCCAAUUGAUGUGAAACUUCCCAUUCUAUAUCUCAUCGAUUGCAUAGUCAAGAAUGUUGGAGGAACUUACACCAGUCUCUUCAGCCAGAAUAUUGUGUCUAUGUUUUGUGGUGUAUUUACAGCAGUGGACGAGAAGACGCGGGCCGAGAUGUUCAAAUUGCGGCAGACGUGGAACGACGUCUUCCCGCAGAAGAAGCUCUACGCCAUCGACGUGCAGAUCAACCUGCUCGAUCCCGCUUGGCCUGUCACCGCUCUGCCGCCCUCUAACAGCAUCUAUUUCAACCCGAAGUUUCUGCAGACCAACGCAGCUCCACCGACAAAGCCCAAAGCAGAAACGGAACCGACCCCGAGGCUUUCGUCCGCCAAUCCCGCUAACGUCAAUAAGGAGACGCUGCUGAUGCAGGAAAAGUUGAUCCAGAAGCAGAAAGAACUGCUCGAGCUGCAACAGAAGAAACUCGAACUGGAAGUGCUGCAGACGCAAGUGAAGCUUCAGGAGCAGAUAAAGCACAACGUACCAAACGUUCCGAUCACAGGAAGACCGCAAAAUAUUCUCCUUAAACCAGAGGUUGCGAAACAGCUAGUACCCACAUUGACCAGAAAAGGAAGCGGAAUGGGCGUCACAUUACCACAGAGAUUACAAAUAAAUCCGAGCAACGGCACGCGCAUCAACCCCGUCAAUAGCAAUCUGAUAGCGGCGGCGGGCAACAAACCCACCAUCAGAGACCCCAGACUGUUACGACAACAACAAAAAUCCAACAUCACCUCGAACGAACCCCAAAAAACCGGCACCGCGGACAACAACAGAAUCGCGUCCAAAUUAACCGCACGAAAACCGCGAACCGACCCGCGACUAACCAACAAAGAAGACCAAGACAAGGACAGCGCGAAACUCGCCAGCCCGAUGAAAGUGCGCCACGCGAAAAAAUCUAGCGGCUCCGACACCAGUUCGCUAAAAUCCAACUCGAGCAGCAGCCUCGAUUCCCCGACCAAAGCGAAAAACGACCUGUCGCAGCAGUCGCCUACCAAGCAGAAGAAGAAGAAAAAGGGCGAGGAGAAGAAGGCGAGUCCGAAGGGCCAGAAGCCGGAGGGCGAUGGCAUGUUCAAGGGGCUGAAGGGGUCGGUGAAGAAUCGGAAUUAUGUGCGUCGGGUGGUAGGGUCGGCUAGCCCCGAGCCUAGACAGGACGAGGACUUGCGGGCGUUCGGGCCGCCCGAGAAGCAGCCGAGGCUGCAAGGAGAGGCCGCUGAGGAACAGAAUACCAAUGUUGGUGCGCCAGCUAAGGGUAUGGAUGUGGAUUUACGACAACUUCCGGCCCUUAUUGGAAAGAAACGUACAUCGACCGAAUCGCCAGACCAUAGCAGUGCAAAGAAAAGCAAAUCUGAAAUUUUGGAUAAGUUAUUCGGCGACGAGGACACCGACCUGCGCCGCCUACCGCUCGACUCGCCCCGCCCCUUGCCCGCCCUCGCCGCCGAACCGAGCGCGCCGUUGGCCGAGCCACGCCCGCCGACUCCGCCUCCGCCAAUCAUUUCGUCGUCCAGCGAGAAGGAACGGGAGCGGGAGGAGGAGGAGUCGCAGAAGAGCAGUCUGGACGCGGUGCGGGCCAAGCUGGCGAACGCGACCAACAGGGAUAAGGUCAUGGCGAAGUCAUUCAACAAGAAGAAAAUGAAGGUACUGGAGGACCUGGACCUGAGGUUCCCCAAACCCGCCCCGUCCACAAUCAACUCCAAAAUAAUCAUCUCCCCCGAAGACGAGAACAACAUAAAACGCGGCAACCUAACGCCAGAGCAAUCCAACCAGCUCCUCCAAAAAAUCGUCAUGCAAAUGGAGAAAAACAAACUCAAAGAAGCCAAGAAGAAAGACAAAGAAGACUCCUUCAACGUCUCCCUCCAACCGAUCAGCGACGAAGAAUUCGUGGACACCGACGACGAAACAGAAAAAGAAAAAAAAGAGGAACCGGCGCCCAUUGAAGAGAGAGAAGAAAGCCUGAUCCCGUUCAAGGACAAGGACGAGCGACUUAACGUCGCGCCCCUCGUCGAUUUCGUGCCGCCCGCCUUCUCUGGCGGCAUGAGGCGGUUCCCUGCGCCCUGGCGCGCCAGGAGAACGCCGUGGGCGGAGGUAGGGGGGCCGCCGCCUCCGAUGCCGCGCAUGCCGCCUGUCAGGCCGCCGUGGGGCGUGGCCAACGUGUGGAGGGGGUUCGCGCCGCCGCCAGGGGGCGGUUUCCGGGGGGAGUUCGAGGGGGGGUCGCGUAGCCCCGUGGAGGCGGUGGUCGAGCGGCCUAUCAGCGAGGCUGUCGAUGACGACGAGAUCAAAUCGAUAGCAAUCGACGGCGUCCAAAAAGACAUCCGCUUCUACGGCGAGAUGGGCAUCGUGUUUGUCAACUGGGACGAUCCUCGCGAGCUCACCUUCCAAGACGACGGCGUCCGUCGCCUCACUUUCAACGACGACGAGCCCAUCGUCCUGGGCUUCAACCGCCCCUACGAAGAGGUGCUGGUGAACGGCAGUCCCCACCUGGUGCGCAUAGGCGCGCCCAGCAGAGAAAUCUUCAUCGACCGUGCGCCCUACGAGUGCUUCUUCGGCAGCGCCGGCAUCUGCAUCAACUUGGAUGGGGCGCGAACCAGGGUCAAGCUGGAGGGCCCGCCCCCGCCCGUGAAAAUCGGGGAAACGCGAAGAAGUGACGUGGUGGCAGGGAAAAUCAAUCUGUUUAUCGAUGCUAAAAUUGUGGUGCCCGUUUUCCUAGACGCUCGAGUGCAAAGGUUCUCGCUCGACGGUCAAACGAACACUUUGAAAUUUGUAAAUGCUUUGGAAUCUGUAUUAAUAAACGAAGUACUUUUUGAUGUUGAAUAUGGUGGUCUCCCUAAACCUAUUGUCGUCCAUGGUAAAAAGCGUUUUAUAAGGUUUUCAGUGUUGCCCAAGGGGGUUAGGGCGGGAAGAGCGAAGAUCGUGGAUAUGGAGAGGCUGGGCGAAGAGGCCCUCCAGGAGGAGGACAGUAGGGACAGCACCUCGGAGCCCUACGACCCCGCUUUGCCUAUAGCGGAAAGGGCGGGUGAUGGCGGGGAGUCGCCGGAAAGGAGUUCAGGCUCGCCCAACUCCUUCCAGAAUAUCUUGCAACAGCAGAAUCUGACCAACCUCGACGCCCUGUCGAACGCGAUGACCGGCCCCGCCCAGCCGACCACGGGUAGCUACCAGGUGGACAACCAGCCGGGCGGGCGGGAAGCAAGGGCGGAACGGCCGGUUGGACUGCCCGCGGCGCCCGCCCUCAACAUCAACGACCUGUUCCAGAAGCUGGUCGCCUCGGGCUUCGUCACGUCCUCGGAGGGCGAGAGACCGGCUGGGGCGGUCGAGAAAGCGGCUGGGGCGGUCGAGAUAGCGGCUGGGGCGGUCGAGAUAGCGGCUGGGGCGGUCGAGAAAUCAGCUGGGGCGGUCGAGAAACCGGCUGGGGCGGUCGAGAAGAGCGGUGCGGGGAAGGACGGUGGCCGUUUGUCGCCGGUUAAAGUGGUGCCCCCUCAACCAGACCCGUCGAUAGCCUCCAGCCAGCGAUCGAGGAAGAACCUCGAGACCCUGCGUCCUCUAACCUUCAAAAAACCGGAACAGUUCCGCAUCCGGCAGAACGGCCUGUACAAGAUCCUCUAUUCGGGUAUGCAGUGCAGCAGUUGCGGCAUGCGGUUCUCGACGGACGCCACUGUGCAGUACAGCCAGCACCUCGACUGGCACUUCAGGCAGAACCGUAAGGGAAAGCGGAACAGCCGGGUUGCCGCUAGCAGAAGGUGGUACUACUCGUUGGCGGAUUGGAAGAAUUACGAGGAGGUGGAGGAUUUGGAGGAGAGGGAGAAGAACUUCUUCGACCAGCAGCAGCAGGCCGAGGGGGCGGCCGACGAAGACGAGCAAGACGCGGAGGUGCCGAGCGUGACGGCCGAUCCGGAUUCCACGGCCGAGUGCUGCGCCGUGUGCCGCGACAAGUUCGACCAGUUCUUCCACGAGGAGAGGGAGGAGUGGCAUCUGCGCAACGCGAUCCGGGCGGAGGAGAAGACCUACCAUCCGGUGUGCUACGAGGAUUAUCAGCAAUCCCUUCUGGACAACACGGCGGACGAAAGCAAAAUAGAACCUGUCGAAGAAAAGUCUGAAGACCGUUUGAUUCCCGGUCUGGAGAUAGUGAUAGACGAUGACGACGAAGACGACGAAGGUGAAACGAAUGACCAUGGAGACAAGGAGCCGCCGGAAGUCGUAUCCUUGGAAAGCGACGAAUCGAAACCGGUAGAGGAUGGCGAGGGUGGGGAGAGUCAGCAAGCUGCGCCUGAGCCGGAAGAGGAGGAUGACGACGACGACGACGUUAUUUUGAAUGAGGUGGCGCCCAUAAAGAUCGUGGUCGACGAUGACGACGAAGAACUGCUUUCCGAAGGCGUUUUCUCCGAUCCGGACGCUGUCAAAGUGAAAAGAGAGAGUCUGGACGAUGGAUUCGUCGAGGUGUCGAGUCUGGUCAGUUUGCAGAAUGGAAAACAGAUCAAGAUCAAAUCUGAACCGAUAGAUCCAGACGACGUCCGACCGAUCACCCCCCCGCCCAAAGACCCCCCUACGCCGACCAGCGAUCCCCCCACCAUCACACACACCUCCCUCCCCUCGCACGUCGACCAAGUUUCCUCGAUGGACGGCAACGUCGAGAUGGCCGUCAGCGCAGUCGCCACGAACCGCAUCAAAAUCAACAUCAGCAAGCCUAUCCCCGCUGUCGGCAAGGAGAAAGAGGGGGGUGGCAUUGGAGGGGAGGAGAUGCCGCCCUGUCUGGACGCCCCGGAGCUGGAGCCGGCCGCCCUCAAGGAGGGUUUGAAGGGCGUGAGGCUGACGAAGCUGCCGCCCGUGUCGAAGGGGAAGGACUUGACCGGAUUGUGCUCUAUAAUGUGAUGUGCGGGUGUGAGUGUUGUGUGUAUGUUUUUGUAUAUAGUUGUCGAUUUGUGUGUAUAUAAGUUGUAUGUAGCUUGUUUGUAUCGAGUGGGCCGAGGUGGGGAGGAUAAGCUGUCGUUUGUUCAU